UCAUUAUAUGUCAACUUCAAUUAACAAAAUUCAAGUGUAGUGGACGCAAAGAAAAACACAAAAGAUUAAUUUUCUCCAACAUGAUUUUAUUAACAACCCUUUUCUUAACAUCAUAAAAAAGCAAAAAUCAAAUGAAACAAAUCCCAUUAGCAACAAACCCCUCUUUUAUUUAAAAGGGGACAUUCUUGUCACCUUCUUUACAAUCAUUCCUUCUUUGUUUUUCUUUUUGGUUCUCUAUUAAUAGUUUGUGCUCUUCAAGUGUUUGACAAAAUUUUCUACACUAAACUUCUUAGCAAAAAUAAUGGACGGAGAAUAUCAUCAACACCAAGAGCAUGAGCAAGAGGGCAACCUAGUUGUCAUUGGGCGCGCCGAGAUUGACACUAGAGCGCCUUUCAAGUCCGUUAGAGAAGCAGUUGCUCUAUUUGGAGAAAAAGUUUUGGUUGGUGAAAUAUAUGCAAACAAACUCAAAGAGAUUAAAGCCGAGGAAGCUGAGAAAGGAAAUGGUCAAUCAAGAAUUGGAGCUUUAACAUUAGAGCUUGAGAACACAAAACAAAGUCUUGAAAAAGCUAAAGAAGAGACCAAUUUAAUGGCAUAUUGCAUAAACACAUUAAGAGAAGAGUUACAAGAAGCAAAAAGAGAACUACAAAAGUUAAAGGCAGUUAAUCCUGACAUUGAAGAUCUCAAAUUCAUAGAAACCCCGAAAAGAAUCGAAAUCAAAACCGAAAAGAGUGAAGAUGAUGAUGAUGAUGAUGAUGGUAAGGGAUAUUUUGAUCAUAAUAGGAAGAGAAAUGUGAAGUUUGCAAGUCCACCUUCACUAGCUCAAGUUAUUGUUACAAGUAAUGAGUUUGGUGGUGAUAGAAGAUCUCCUUCUAUGAAGAAGAAUAAGAGAAAGCCAUUAGUGCCUAUAAUUGGAUGGUUGUUUCACAACAAGAAAAAGGGUAUUCAAGAGAUUGAUCAAACUUCUACACUUGAUGCUCGUUGUUGAUAUUGAUAUAUCAUUUUGUGCACAAACACAAAAGUUUUAGUGUCUUUUUUUAUUUUGGUUUGAAGAGAGAAUGAAAAGAAGAGCUCUUUUCAUUUUCACAUAAGGAGUUUUUUACACUUGCCAAAGUUUUCAUAUGCUAGUUUGAAUAAGAUAUCAGAGAGAGAAACACAUAGGAGGGAAACAAUUUUUUUCUUUUCUUUUUUCUUUUAAAGAAAAAUAAAACAAAAACUCUUUGGGCUUGGGCUUGGCCUUGGGCCUGGGCCUCUGAUG
Molecule: messenger RNA, 1255 nt
Organism: Cannabis sativa
Lineage: Eukaryota; Viridiplantae; Streptophyta; Magnoliopsida; Rosales; Cannabaceae
Product: WEB family protein At1g75720
Exons: 2
Coding region: 302-985 (227 amino acids)
Source: RefSeq, a predicted model, not a curated record